AUCGCGUUGAACGUCCUGCAAUGACCCAGGUCACUUUUAAAAUCAUCAGGUUAUUCUUAACAUGAAAAUGGUCACACUCCACAGUUUGUCCUCCUCGGAGUUAAGGGACACUCGCAUUUUUUUUCUCCCAUUGUGUUUCUUGUGUUCCUAUUUAAUUUCUUGUAUUAAUUAUGAUUUAAAAUUCCCAGUGACGUUUAAUUGAUUUUUUUUAUCUAAAUUUUAAUUUUUGGAAAUAAGAAUUUUUUUUUGAAAAUGAGUUAAAAAGUUUUUACAAUUACAGAGGAUUUUUUCUACAUAAUAUAAUUAUUUAGAAUUGUUUGAUAAAAAAAAGGAAAAAUGGCUUCAGAUAUGAAAUCCGAUUCAAUAUUGUCAGUUGAACAAAUGAGUGUAUCGACACAAACAUUUGGUACAACUGAUUAUACAAUUUUUACAAUAAUGCUUAUGGCUUGUGGUGGAAUUGGAAUUUAUUUUGGUUUUGUGAAAAAAUCAAUUGGAGAAGAUGAAUAUCUUGUUGGUGGAAGAAAUAUGAAAACAUUACCAGUGAGCCUUAGUUUAAUUGCAAGUUUUUUUUCCGGUAUUUCAUUACUUGGUAUGCCAACGGAAAUUUAUAUACAUGGAACUGGAUAUUUGUGUAUUGCAUUUGGUGUUAUUAUUGUUGGAUUUGUUAUGUCUAAUGUUUACUUACCAGUAUUUCAUGAUCUUAAACUUACUAGCACCUAUGAAUAUUUGGAGAGACGUUUUGAUAAAAAAAUGAGAAUAUUGGGUUCUGUUCUUUUUACAAUUGGAAUUAUAACGUGGCUUCCAAUUGUUAUUUAUGUUCCAGCUUUGGCAUUCAAUCAAGUUACUGGAAUCAAUAUUCAUAUAAUAACUCCUUUUGUUUGUGUCGUCUGUAUUUUUUACACCUGUGUGGGCGGAAUUCGUGCUGUCGUUUGGACUGAUUUUGUUCAAACUUUUAUAAUGUUUGGAGCAAUGUUAUUAAUUGUUUUUAAAGGCACAUCUGAUCUCGGUGGACUUUCAGUGGUGAUUAUGAGAAAUCUCGAAUCUGGAAGAAUUGAAAUACCCUCAACUGAUUUUAAUCCUUUCACGAGGCAUACAAUUUGGGCUUUAGUAAUCGGUGGAUUUGUUCAUUGGCUACAAAUUUCUGCUGUUAAUCAAAAUAUGAUUCAACGAUAUUUGGCACUUCCAACUCUUCGUUCUGCAAGAAGAGCCUUGUGGUGUUUUAUUAUUGGAGCAUUGUGUUUGAUUGGCAUUUGUGGCUACGCUGGAAUGCUCGUUUACGCUUGGUAUCACGAAUGUGAUCCACUGACUACUAAGCUCGCCAAAGCUAAAGAUCAACUUCUUCCUCUUCUUGUUAUGAAUAUUUUAGGCGAAUUUCCAGGAUUUCCGGGACUUUUUGUAGCUGGAGUUUUUAGUGCUGCUUUGAGUUCAUUAUCCACUGGUCUUAAUUCAAUGGCCGCGGUUAUUCUCGAGGAUUUUAUAAAACCAUAUCGUAAAACUCCAUUCACGCCAAGAGGUGCUGAUAUUUUAAUGAAAUUUACAGUCAUAUUUAUGGGAAUUUUAUGUGUUGGUUUAGUUUUCGUUGUUGAAAAAACAGGCUCCCAUGUUUUACAGUUGUCGACAAGUUUAAGUGCCAUCACCAGUGGACCAUCUCUCGGAAUUUUCAGUAUGGGUAUUUUAAUACCAUGGAUCAAUGCAAAGGGUGCAUUAAUUGGCGGAGUUUCUGGAUUAGGAUUUAUGGGUUGGAUUUGUUUAUCCGCGGAAGCAGCGAUCGCUAGUGGUAAAAUAAGAUUUGAUGAGAAACCAGUUAGCACUGAAGGAUGCACUUAUUCGUUUCAAGAGUCGAAAAAUCUUUUAUUAUUGGUGCCACCGGAAACAAUUAUGGACUCAGAACCUUGGACACUUUAUCGUUUGAGUUAUUUGUGGUAUACAGUAUUGGGCGCAAUGGUAACAAUGAGCGUUGGUCUUGCAAUUAGUUUAAUUUCAUCGGAAGAUAUUAAUAAAUUAGAUCCCAUGUUAAUGGCACCAUUUAUUCGAAAAUAUCUCAAAAAAGACAAACAGGAUCUUGAUCACGUCAAGAUUGCAAAAUCAGAAUUAAAAGUCAACAGUGCUUCUGGAAUUUCUGAUGAUAGUAGAAAAAUUGAAAGUACGUAAAAAACAAAUCAAGGACAUUUUUUUUUUUUU
Messenger RNA from Leptopilina boulardi, 2181 nucleotides. Its product is annotated as sodium-coupled monocarboxylate transporter 1-like. NCBI's taxonomy places the organism in Eukaryota, Metazoa, Arthropoda, Insecta, Hymenoptera, Figitidae. Gene Ontology annotation, cellular component: membrane. Gene Ontology annotation, biological process: transmembrane transport; sodium ion transport. The record is from RefSeq and is a predicted model, not a curated record. Gene Ontology annotation, molecular function: symporter activity. The coding region runs from base 337 to 2151 and encodes 604 amino acids. The transcript is spliced from 14 exons.